AGUCGUGAGUUGUAAUCGCGCAAUUACGAGAUUCCGAAAGCGAAGCUCAGAGAUGGAAACGCAAUGGGAUUUUGAUUGGUAGAAUCUCUGCGAGCGCAGGCAGUCCACAUAAUAGGGGGAGGGCCAUUGAAGGGAUCCUCGAAGCUUUUGUUGUUGUCCUUCGUUCUAAUGGCGGCCUCUGCUCGAGCGUUCUUCCUAUCUCGCAUCACCGAUUUUUCAAUCAAACCCCGUCUUCCUCCACCACCUCCGCCGCCCUUGCCUUCUUUUUCUUAUUCACAUCUUGGCCUUCAACGGCGGCGUUUUCCCUCAACGUCUGGAGCAACAACUGUCAGCUGCCUUAUCUCCGGGGUUGAUGGCGGCGGAGUUUCCGAUGACUUUGUUUCCACUCGGAAGUUGAAAUUCGAUCGCGGGUUCUCCGUAAUCGCUAAUAUGCUUAAGCGGAUUGAGCCGCUUGAUACAUCUAAUAUCUCCCAGGGUGUUUCUGAUGCUGCUAAGGAUUCCAUGAAGCAGACUAUCUCUUCAAUGUUGGGUUUGCUUCCGUCUGAUCAGUUCGCUGUCACCGUUAGGGUUUCCAAAAGCCCUCUCCAUAAUCUCCUCUCUUCGUCAAUUAUCACCGGGUACACUCUUUGGAAUGCGGAGUAUCGGUUGUCUUUGACGAGGAAUUUCGAUAUCUCGCCGGAUAAUUUGACUGGCUUCGACAGGUCGAAACCGCUGGAAGUUUCGGACGUUGAGGAGAUUCGGGUGGGCGUUGAUUCUAAUUUGGAAGAUUUGGAUACAAGGCCUCGUCUCUUAACUGGUUUUUCGCCCGAGGCGUUGAAGUACAUCCAGCAGUUGCAGUCGGAAUUGUCAAAUCUCAAGGAUGAACUGAAUGCUCAGAAGCAAGUGAAUAUGCAGAUGGAACAUGGCAAAGAAAACAGGAAUGAUUUGUUGGAGUAUCUGCGGUCUUUGGAUUCUAAUAUGGUGACCGAACUCUGCAAACCAUCUACAUCGGAGGUGGAGGAAAUCAUUCACGAGCUUGUUGGAAACAUAUUGCAAAGGUUCUUCAAAGAUGAUGCUAGCUCUACUUUCAAUGAGGAUUCGAGUGUGGCGGAUUUAGAGAAACUUGCAGAUGUUGGCAGUGAGUUUUGUGAUACUGUAGGCACAUCUCGGGAUUACCUAGCAAAGCUCUUAUUCUGGUGUAUGUUAUUGGGGCAUCACUUGAGAAGCUUGGAGAAUAGACUGCAGUUAAGCUGUGUCGUUGGGCUCUUAUGAUUUGUAAGAGAAGGAAGUGUACAUUCUUCUGUACCCUACCCCACCCCACCCCCUAAGUGUCUUUAUAUUAUGUCCAUACCUUACCUUUCUAUAAUUGUUUUUUUUUUUUUCAAUAAAAGGUUUAAUUGGG
Cucurbita pepo subsp. pepo (vegetable marrow) is the source of this 1381-nucleotide messenger RNA. RefSeq names its product seed maturation-like protein. The record is from RefSeq and is a predicted model, not a curated record. NCBI's taxonomy places the organism in Eukaryota, Viridiplantae, Streptophyta, Magnoliopsida, Cucurbitales, Cucurbitaceae.